Messenger RNA from Acanthoscelides obtectus, 1491 nucleotides. NCBI's taxonomy places the organism in Eukaryota, Metazoa, Arthropoda, Insecta, Coleoptera, Chrysomelidae. The record is from the annotation of a GenBank genome assembly.
AUGCCCGUACUACUUCUUCGAGAAGCCUCCACCUCAAGCUCACUGUCAGCCUUGGUGGAAAAAGCCCAAAAACGCACAGCACCUCUACUAGAGUACCACUUGCAGCUGCAGAACGGUCACUUGAACCUGGUGCGACUCUCACACAGCACCAAACUGCCCCACGUCAACUCGCAAGCCGAUGAAGGCUUCGAAAGUGACAUAGACAACCUCUCUCUGGUUUCCAGCGAUAACGAUAGCUUCACUGAGAAGGCCGGCACCAAGAUCACCGAAACAGACUCUGCAAAUGGCUCUUCAGACUCUGACACCGAAGCUAGCGAUCUCAAAGCUGCGGAGAACGCUCUGGAGAAGCUAACUGCCAGCGACCAGGUCAGAGAGAGCUUCAAUCUAGUCGACUGCGUUUGCUACACUGACGUUAAGUGCAACGACAUCCUGAUUUUCGUCAUCAAAAAUGAAGCACUCGUAUUCAGGUUCGACAACGUCACGCAUCUGCAAAGCUUCUACAGAAACUUCACCGCUUUAAAAGCAGUAACGAACCAGAAGCUUUACAACAAAAAUUUCGCGACAAAGUUCAGUUUGCUGCAGCGUACUGACCAAAAUGGAGUCACCCACAUUGAAAUUACCAGGGAACCGGAACCUAGGCACUUGAAAAGUGAAGAACAAGAUAGAGUAGAAUAUUCUAGGUAUAGAAACGAUGAAAUCAAAUCGAGUAUAGGAAAAUCCAACUCUAUCGAGAGUAUAUUGGAUGUAAACCCCACCAGCAGAAUUCUAGUCAACGAGAACAGUCUGAGGAAGGUAUGGAACAGUGCUGAGGAUCUUUUGGAGCCACCGAAACGUCCUGUGAGAAGGAAAAAAGGCAAAGCGCCGCAACCCCCUACAAUAGAAAAACAAGAUAUUUACAGUGGACAAUACGUAAGAGUAAACGUCAACUUUGAGCCCAGCUCUGAAUUAGACCAACAUAGACUCGUCAUAAAGAGUUCCUUGAAUGAACCGCAUCCCAAAAAGUUUCAAAGCUUUACUUCCUUCCUCAAGUCCAAAGACAAACAAGUGUUGAAGUACGAGCCUAAGAAGCUUGAUAAUACUAGCAGUUUAGGCAGGACCAAGUUGGUUUUGGAUAACAGCUGGACGAAUUCAGUACCGAGGAUGCUGAAAAAGCCUAGGGCGAAAGCAGAAACGAAAAAUUUCGUGCCUAUGGCCUACAGAUAUAUAGAUACUACUCAAGAUUAUCCUGUUUCUUACAGUGCCAAGCCAGCAAGGGGUUUCGGAAGCACUUCAAGCCUAACUUCAAAUCAGAAUAUCAGUAAUAGACUGUUUGGUCUUAGCUCGAAGCUGAGAGAUUUUCCUUCAGAAGAUAGCAGAUGGACUGAUAUGUACGGUGUCGGAAAGGAUGUUAAUUUGAAAAGUGUGAUCAAAAAUGGAAAAGAAGAUCAAAGUAGGAAGAAAAAUGAAAAAAAAGUAACUUUCAGUGCUUAUACGACUGUACAAGUUGUGUGA